Mangifera indica (mango) is the source of this 2727-nucleotide messenger RNA. Its product is annotated as kinesin-like protein KIN-14U. Gene Ontology annotation, biological process: microtubule-based movement. The record is from RefSeq and is a predicted model, not a curated record. The transcript has 10 exons. The coding region runs from base 408 to 2336 and encodes 642 amino acids. Gene Ontology annotation, molecular function: ATP binding; microtubule motor activity; microtubule binding. NCBI's taxonomy places the organism in Eukaryota, Viridiplantae, Streptophyta, Magnoliopsida, Sapindales, Anacardiaceae.
CAUUGAAACUAUUUCCAACCCAUAUUGUUUCCUCUCCUCUCCUCUCCUCUCCUCUCCUCUUCUCUUCUAGGUUUCCAAAAUCUUUAUAGGGUUUUUGAAUUAUCUUUACUCCUUUUUGACUUCUUGAUCCUCAUAAAAAGUCUACAUGUUUUUCUAGUAUUUUUCUUUGUUUUAUGUUCCUGUUACUGUUCAAUGAUCUUUGCUUGUAGCUUCAUUUUUACUACAUCUCUGUUGUUGUUAAUGUUCUUCUUUUAAGGUUCUAUAUUUAUGCGGUUCUGUUGAACGGAAGAAGCAAUAGCUUGCUGCCAGCUUCAUAUUCUAAUUUGGGAGAGUGUUUGGUGUUUGCUUUGUGUCAACAUUUUGUUCUUUGAAAGGGGUGAGUUGGAGUUACUUUUAUUAGCUUCUGAAUGUUCAUUUCAACUGAGGAAGAGCAGAUCUCUUUGCAUUUAGAGGAUCCAAAUGGGUCAUUGCAGUUGAAGUCAUCUCCAAUGGGAUCAAACCCUGAUUCUCUUGUUGGGUUGCCACCUGUUUCUGAUGUGUCUGAUUCUUCGCCACCCCUUCCUUCCAUUUACACUGAUGUCAAUGUUGUUCCUGAGCAUCAAAAGAACGAGCUUGAAAGAUCAAUAUCCAAUCUUGAAGGAGAAAUCUCACAAUUAAGGUUGAAGAAGAGGUCGUUGGAUGAGAAGAGAAGAGAAGCACUGAACCAGAUUUUGGACAUUAAAGGUAGUAUUAGAGUAUUUUGUCGAGUCAGAUCGUUUCAGUUGCCAGAUAGAAGAAUCCGUGAACCUAUAUUGAUAGGGUUGGAGAAGAUUGCCAUUAGAUCAGCUGGAAUCAAGAAAGAAUUCAGCUUUGAUAAGGUGUUUAAUCAAGAAGCUAGUCAAGAGGAUGUUUUUGUUGAGGUUGAACCGAUUCUUAGAUCUGCACUUGAUGGGCACAAUGUAUGUGUAUUGGCUUAUGGUCAGACUGGUACUGGAAAGACAUAUACAAUGGAUGGCACCGGUGACCAGCUUGGAAUUGUUCCUCGAGCUCUUGAAGAGCUUUUUCGUCAAGCCUCUUUUGAUAAUACAACUUCUGUUAGUUUUUCGAUGAGCAUGUUGGAGGUUUACAUGGGUAACCUCAGAGACCUACUAGCUCCAAAACCAGUGUGUAAAGCAUAUGAAACUGUUACAAAAUGCAAUCUCAACAUUCAAACAGAUUCAAAGGGAAUGGUAGAAGUAGAAGGCCUGACAGAGGUGCCCAUCCCAGAUUUUGCAAAAGCCCGAUGUUGGUACAACAAGGGAAGGCGAGUUAGAUCAACGUCAUGGACUAAUGUUAAUGAGGCAUCCAGCAGGUCACACUGCUUAACGAGGAUCACCAUUUUCCGCCAUUGGGAAGCUUUGGAAGCUAAACAAGAAGUAAGCAAAAUUUGGUUGGUUGAUCUUGGAGGCAGUGAGCGAGUUCUAAAAACAGGAGCCACAGGGCAAACACUCGAUGAGGGCAGAGCUAUUAAUCUCUCUCUUUCUGCAUUGGCUGAUGUUAUUGCAGCUUUAAGAAGAAAGAGAGGCCACGUUCCUUACAGAAAUAGCAAGUUAACUCAGAUUCUCAAAGACUCCUUGGGUGAUGGUUCAAAGGUGUUGAUGCUAGUUCAUGUAAGCCCUUGUGAAGAAGAUGUGGGUGAGACAAUUUGCUCCUUGAGCUUUGCAAAGCGAGCAAGAGGGAUAGAGUCUAACAGAGAGCUACCAGAGGACUUGAAAAAGCUAAGGGAGAAAAAAAUGGCACAGCUUGAGGAGGAGAUGCGAGAAGCUGAUGUUGAAUGUCAGAAAGUCAGGAAUCAAAUUCAAGGGGUUGAGUUCCUACUGAGUGAAAAGAAAAAGCUUUUGUCAACCACUUAUCAGCCUCUUGAAGCUGAAGAUGUGACCCCUUUGAGUCCUAAAGAAAAUCUCAAGGAAGCAGUUGCAACCCUGAAAGUAUCUGAUAAAAUCAUCAGAAGAAAUACAGGCAAUUCUCUCCCUCGGUUCAUGACGUCUACUGUAGCAAGUCGACAAAGACAAAGUGCAGCAGAAAGGGACAUUGGUACAAAGUCAAGAAGUUUGAGAACCAUGUCAAGAAGUUCAGCACUAUUCUCAGGUUCUCAAUCUCUUAGCUUAAUGGAUUCUCGUUUAAAAGUAAUCUUACGCAGUUCAAACAAAAAACCAAGACACACAGAAACAAAUGCCCAAGCCACAGAGAGUCCAAGAAGCACUAUCUUGGAUUCGAAGACAACUUCCAUGCCUCGAAGCAAGAUGGUCACUUCUUCAGAUCCAAACUUAAGAGUUAAACUCAGUCACCACCGAAGAAGGAUGUCUGAUUUUACCUAAUGGCGAAACAAUUUUGCUUGCCGAAAGGUGUGGUGUUAGUUUUCUUUGUCUUGCAUUGUUUUUUCUUGCUUUCACUUGGGGUUGGGGAUUAAUUGUUCAUGCUUUGAUAUGGUGGAGUUUUAGGAGUUUAUAUUCAAGUUUGUGAUGAUAAAGGGUUGAUUUUCUUAGGCAUGUUGGGAUCUGUAAAUUAUGGUUUUGGCUUGUUUACAUGAUCCCAUUAGAAAACAAUGGUUUGUUUAGGUAAAAUUUGUGACUGUUAACACUUCAUUAACAUGUUGCUGCUGUUGUAACCAAAAGGGUUUUUGUAACCAGUUAUUAGUAAAAGUUCUUGAAGAUUUCGGUCUUCUGGUGAGAUGAGUACAUGUAUUCAUGUACUAGAGGCUGUUCUGUA